Messenger RNA from Engraulis encrasicolus (European anchovy), 5014 nucleotides. RefSeq names its product zyg-11 family member, cell cycle regulator (gene zyg11). NCBI's taxonomy places the organism in Eukaryota, Metazoa, Chordata, Actinopteri, Clupeiformes, Engraulidae. The record is from RefSeq and is a predicted model, not a curated record. The transcript has 17 exons. Gene Ontology annotation, cellular component: Cul2-RING ubiquitin ligase complex. Bases 339 to 2564 code for a protein of 741 amino acids.
UAAAGUGUCCAGAAUGAGCUGAACGUUGUUAUUAGAAGCUGCAAGGUGACAACUCCAUCGAUCGAAGGACGCAUAUACGAAGAUGUCUCCGAAAAUUGCAGAUGUCUCACCGUUAUUUCCAAACGAACGCAUUUUAACGACCAACAAGUUGUUUCACUAACCAAACAUUGCAACUAUUUUAGGAUUGCGAGCUGGCUAGCGAGCUAGCACGUCAACUAAUUGCUGACUAGCUGUCGUUAACGGGUAGUCUGCUUACCUCCGGAGGUUGGAAAAGGACUUUGCAUCACUUGGCUGCAUUACGCGUUUACUGUAACGUUUCGAUUCAUUAUUUUGACAAAAUGGACGAGGCAUCUCCGGCGUCGCUGACGGAUCUGUGCCUGGCCCUGGUGAGCUCUAAGCUGGAGUUGUUCUGCGUGAAGCAUGCGGACGGCUCGCUGUGCCUGCGCGAGUCCCUGGUCUUCCCUCAGGAGCUGGCGGACCAGCUGCUCCGCAAGAUGGCCACUGAAGGCCUGCUGAACGACAGCACGGUGGGCAUCUUCCGCAGCUGCCAGCAGCUCCGCCUCCGCAGGGCCUGCAUCCGCACGGCGCGCAUCUCCUCCGAGGCCUUCCACCGCGCCCUCUGCCCGCACCGGCUGCUGGAGCUGGACGCCUCGCGCGUCAACGCCGACCUCACCAUCAGCGACAUCGUGCACGGCCUGGCGAGCAGCAAGGAGCUGUGCGAGAGCCUGCAGAGGCUGGUGCUGAGCGGCCUGACCAUGACCUCGCUGGAGGAGCCCUCGCGACGCUGCUUCGGGGCCCUGCAGGGUCUACGUUCGCUCAGUGUAGCCCACGUGGACUUCUACGACUCGGGGCUGGCGGACGUGUGCACGCUGCCGCGGCUGGAGAGCCUGGAUAUCUCCAGCACCUCUGUCACCAACCUUACGCCGCUGUUGGGGCUGCGCGCACGCCUGCGCUACCUCACCAUGCACCAGCUCAAGAGGCUCGAGAUGACCACCGCACAGCUGCUCGCCGUGCUCAGCCAGCUGGACGGCCUGCAGCACCUGGACAUCUCGGACGAUAAGCAGUUCACGUCGGACGUGGCGCGUCAGCUGCUGGAGAAGCCCGGCAUCCUCCCGGCGCUCGUCUCGCUGGACGUGUCCGGCAGGAAGCAGGUGACGGACGCCGCCGUGCGCUCCUUUGUGGAGGAGAGACCCGGCAUGACCUUCGUGGGACUGCUGGCUACGGACGCUGGCUUCUCCGACUUCCUCUCCGGGGAAGGCACCCUGAAGGUGACAGGGGAGGCUAACGAGACUCAGAUCUGUGAGGCAUUGCGUCGCUACAGCGAGCGCGAGGGCUUUGUGAGGGAGGCUCUCUUCCACCUCUUCAGCCUCACACACGUCAUGGAGAAACCUCGACCCGACAUCCUCAAGCUGGUUGCAAUGGGCAUGAGGAAUCACCCCUCCACCCUGAACGUGCAGCUGGCUGCGAGUGCGUGUGUCUUCAACCUGACCAAGCAGGACCUGGCGCUGGGGAUGCCCGUACGCCUGCUCAGCUCCAUCACACAGCUGCUGCUGGAGGCCAUGAAGACUUUCCCCAACCACCAGCAGCUGCAGAAGAACUGCCUGCUGUCCCUGUGUAGUGAUCGCAUACUGCAGGAGGUGCCUUUUAACAGAUUUGAGGCAGCUAAGCUGGUGAUGCAGUGGCUCUGCAACCAUGAGGACCAGAACAUGCAGCGCAUGGCAGUAGCCAUCAUCUCCAUCCUGGCCGCCAAGUUAUCUACGGAGCAGACAGCACAGCUGGGUGCCGAGCUCUUCAUCGUCAAUCAACUGCUGCAUAUCGUGCGGCAGAAGACGCUGCAGACGGUGGUGGACGCCACCCUGAAGUUCACGCUGAGCGCCCUCUGGAACCUGACGGACGAGUCGCCCACCACCUGCCGACACUUCAUAGAGAACCAGGGCCUGGAGCUCUUCAUCAAGGUGCUGGAGUCCUUCCCGUCAGAGUCCUCCAUUCAACAGAAAGUGUUGGGCUUACUGAACAACAUUGCGGAGGUGUGUGAGCUUCACUCAGAGCUAAUGGACCAGCGUUUCCUGACCCACAUCAGCACGCUGCUCCACAGCCCCGAGGUGGAGGUCAGCUACUUCGCCGCCGGCAUCCUGGCCCACCUCACCUCCCGCGGCGAGGGGCUCUGGACACUAGACCUGCCCCUGCGCAGCGCACUGCUAGAACAACUGCAUGCAGCUAUUAUCAAGUGGCCCCCUCCGGACUGUGAGAUGGUGGCGUACAGGUCAUUUAACCCAUUCUUCCCCCUGCUGGAGUGUUUCCAUACGCCUGGAGUGCAGCUGUGGGCAGCUUGGGCCAUGCAACACGUCUGCAGCAAGAAUGCGGGGCGUUACUGCAGCAUGCUGCUGGCUGAGGGCGGUCUGGCUCAGCUGGAGUCGGUGCGGUCCAACCCCAAUACCCACAAGGACGUGCGCUCGCUAACCGACGGCAUCCUGGACUCACUACAGAAACACCAGGCACGCACCGGACAGAUGCCCCCGCAGCGGUGUCACACACACACACAUAAAGAGAGAGAUGCGCAGUGACACGGGCCAACCCCACGGGCUGCAAGAUGCCAAACAGCCGAAAGAACUGGACACUUGGUCUGGGUGCUUAAUUACUGACAAGGAUGUGUGUGUGUGUGCGCGUGCGCGUGCGUGUGCGUGUGUGUAUGUGUGUUUUUGUGCGCACGCGCAUUUGUGUGACAAAGACACACAAGUGUAAGUAUGGUACUGUGUUAAUGACUUUGUGUGUGUGUGUGUGUGUCUAUGACUAUGUGUGCACGCACUUUGGUGUAGGGUCUACAUACAACAUGGGAUGGGAUGAAACGCGACGAUCUCUCGACCUCUGUAGAGGUAGAGGGGGGUCCAGAGUGUGGAACUGAGGGAAGGGGGAUCGUAGAGGGAGGACAUUAGACUAGAGUUGGCACGGUAUGUGCCAUCGAAGAUUGUGCUCAUCCCAGAAAAAAGAUGCAGGACAAAGGCUGCCUGUAAUUUUAGAGUGAGGUGUCGGCACUUAAAGUCAAAGUUUAUCUUUGUUUGUUUCUUCCAUGGCAGGAUAGGAUGACUUCAUCAAAGUCAACAGUCGAAACGUCAUCUUAUCUUGCCAUGGAAUUAGGAAAUAAAGAAAAAACAGGGUUCCCACUGGUGCUUGAAUUCCUUGAAAAUGCUUGAAUUUCAAUUAAGUGUUUUCAAGGUUGUGAAAUUCCUUGAAUGUUUGGUGAAGUGCUUGAAAAUGCUUGAAAUUUGUGUCAAAUCAAACUCAGUAAGCGGGAGAUGUCAGAUGGGAAUUGCCAUUCGACACCCUAAAACUGAUAAGGAUGCAGGAAAUUGCAUCUUAAAAACACAAAAUUUUCUCAAAAAUGUCGCAAAUUUUUCCCACACCCCCUUCCCGCGACCUAUUAAAGGUGCUGGAAAACUGAAAAUUUGGUGCGUGAAGGUGCUUGAAAAGUGCUUGAAUUUGUUCAUGAAAAAGGUGUGGGAACCCUGAAAAAAGGAUUUUAAGUGUGUGCACUCCUCACUCUAAAACAGAGACGGCAAGUACAGCCACUGUCUUCUGUAGGUAGCCUGAACCCCAUUUCUCAAAAGUGUUGUUGCUAGCCAGUUAGCAACUUACUUGGUUUUCCAAUGGGAAAUAUCAUUGCAACUAAGUAAGUAGCUAACUUAGCAACGACGCUGCUGAGAAAUGCACCCCUGUGCUCUUCAGUCAAUGCAAAUCAAUGGAAUGGCCUUAAACUAUGUGACUGUGAAGUGACACAUUCAUCAAGGACCAGAUUUGAAGUGGUAGGCCAAACAUCUACCUAAAUCAUGAGUCAAUACAGUAUAUUUUCAAAUCAGUUGAUAUUAGUUACUAGAUCGAUAUUUGGCAGCGUAUUCAACUCUAGUCUAAUGUUCUACCUCUAGCAGUGAUUCUCAAAGUGUGGUCUGGGGACCACUGGUGGUCUGCGACAGAGCUCAGGUGGUCCGAGAGGGGAUUUCUACUUUUCCAAGACGAGCUCGCAGUAAGCUAUAUUUGUAUCAUUAUUACAAAACUAAACACAGCUUAAGUGUCAUUUUCACUACAAUAAGACAAGCUUGUAGAUGUGAAUAAAAAGUGAGUGAUCUGCAUCGAUUUAAUUUGCAGUGUCAAAUUAGCGCCCCUGAACUGUCAAUUCAGUUGACAGGUGGUCCCUGAACAUUAUUGGGGUGACGACAAAGUGGUCCUCGGUCUGAAUAAGUUUGAGAAACACUGCUGUAUGGGGGAGGGUCGUGGGUGGAUCGUGGGUGGAUUGGACAUGAGUGAGAGGGGAGAAGCUCAAACUAAUGCAUUUUUUUGCACACACUAAAUGAUGUUAUUUAUUAUUACUCCAUGUCUGUUUUACGUAGGAGACUUCAUCAUGACUAUCAUGAAUCCGUUGUUGUUACUAAGACGAUGAGAGAAAAGGAAAAUAAUAUAAAGGAACGGGCAACAGAGGACAACAGGCAUGACGGCUUACUGUGUGUGUGUGUGUGUGUGUGUGUGUGUGUGUGUGUGUGUGUGUGUGUGUGUGUGUGUGUGUGUGUGUGUGUGUGUGUGUGUGUGUGUGUGUGUGUGUGUGUGUGUAUGUGUGUGGACAAAAGGCAUGACUGCUUACUGUGCGAGUGAUGUUAACCUGUACAUAGAGCACAGUGCACCAGUGAGGAGUCUUUCACUGUGUGUGUGCGUGCGUUAGAGAAAGAGAGAGAGUGUGUGUGCGUAUACGUGUGCAAACAAAGACAGAGCAAAAGAUGUGUUUAUAGAUGUGUGUUGUGUGUGUGUGUAUAGGCUGGGGCCAGGGGAGGGAGAGAGGGAGGGAGAGAGGGGGAGAGAAAGAUAGAGAGAGAGAGAAAGAGUGUGUGUGUGUGUGUGUGUGUGUUUGUUUGUUUGUUUAUAGUGUGUGUUGUGUGUGUGUGUAUUGGCCGGGGCCAGGGGAGGGAGAGAGGGAGAGGGAGAGAGAGAGAGAAAGAGUGUAUGUGUGUGUGUGUUUGUUUGUUUAUAG